Messenger RNA from Paramuricea clavata, 3195 nucleotides. The record is from the annotation of a GenBank genome assembly. Lineage: Eukaryota; Metazoa; Cnidaria; Anthozoa; Malacalcyonacea; Plexauridae.
CUUGGAGGCAAAAUGGCGACUUGAAAACAGUGAAUUUGAAAAUGAGUUCGUCUCAACAAGAGCUCGAGUUUCCUUUUGAUUCGGAAGAGGAGUAUGAAUUAAUUCUCGGGGAAAGCUUCCUUUCAAGCCGUCCAAAUACUGGCUUUCAUACGAUACGAUGUAAGACGUGUUUUGAUUGUUUAUAUUUCAGUUGUAAUAUUUUCAUAAUUUGGUUUGAAUUCAGAUUUUCAUCACAAAAUUUGUGAAAUCAAUAUUAUGAAAUAUUAAGGCAGAUAAUUUUAUAUAACCUGUGAAAGGAUCGUAAAGUACAACUUAUUACAAGUCCUCAUUUCAAAUACUGAUAUUUAUCAAGUGGUUUUAAGAGCCUUGUGUGCUGGGAAUAAACUUCUUCAGUGAUGGGACUGAUGUCUGAUGGGAGUGAUAUAUUAAUAUUUCAAGGGCACACCGCUACAGGUUGCCAAAAUUGAUGGCCUGGGCAGAGAGUCUCUCCAAUGAGUGGCAGAACUCUUCGGUCCUAUUAAAGAAUGCCCGGAGAGAUUCGUUGAAUGCCCGGGAGUCAGGAAAGAAUGCCUAGAAUGAACUCUUGUUAGUUAUGCACCUAUCAAUGUUUUCCCCCUGAGGGGGGUGCGGGCAACCCAGGGGAAUUUUGACAUUUUUAAAAUUUUGUCGUCAAAAUCCCCACUGUUGGGCAAGGAACGGCUGUCAAAAUUCCCCACUAUAUUCCUAAGAUAACAAGGCACACAUAUGCUUUCCAUACGAUAUGAAGAAUUAUCAAGCCCGAAAUUUGCCAUUAUCAACCGAAGCUGAAGGCUAAGGUUGAUAACGGCAAACUGAGGGUUUGAUAAUUCUUCAUAUUGUGCGAAAACUGAAUUCAAUAAUUGUUUUGUUAUUUAUUUUAAAAAUUCAAAACAAACAUUUGUAUUUUAUUUGUAUUAAGAAAAAAAUCCUUAGUCCUUCGGCAGCCGUCGUCGCGUCAUAUCAAAUUGAAUGGCGUCAGCGAGUCAAUAUGAUUCUCGUCGUCAUUGUAAUAUGGCGCAAACACGUCCAAAUUUUUUUCAUAUUGUUGACUCAUUUUGCUAAUAUGAAUGUGAAAAAUGAAACGUCAUUUGCUAAUUAUGAAUGUGAAAAAUCCAUAUUUGGUUAGCCAUUGAGUUGAUAUGACAAUUUCACAGUUGGCUGUUAGCCAAUCAGAAACCAGGAUUUUUUUAAAUAAAUAAUAAUAAUAUCCCGGGCAUUCUUUCCCGACUCCCGGGCAUUCUUUCCCUACUCCCGGGCAUUCUUUCCCUACUCCCGGGCAUUCUUUCCCUACUCCCGGGCAUUCUUUCCCGACUCCCGGGCAUUCUUUCCCGACUCCCGGGCAUUUUUUCCCGACUCCCGGGCAUUCAACAAAUCUCUCCUGGCAUUCAACAAAUCUCUCCUGGCAUUCUUUAGUAGGACCUGAACUCUCCCCUUGAUGAGUAAAAUCAUCUGGCAUUACAUUUCCUGGACAGAGUCAAAUGAUAGAGUAGGACACAACCUUGGGUUAUUAGGAUGUGCAUUAGCAAGGGUGCAUUCCAUGUAAAUAUCAAGAUUCUUGUAUGUUCCGCCCUAUUCUCGCUCAUAUUUAUUUCACGUCUUCGUAAUUUAUGAUAUGGCGGCACAAGAACCUCAGGAACCAGGGUAGAGGACAUAUACUGUAGUUGCAUUUUCGCAGCUGUUCUAUCACCAAUAUUUCAAAAAUUUCACUUUUAGGGACUAAAAUCCCUGUCUUUGAGUAAUCUCAUGCCAAAACGCCAACAAAUUUUGUAUUCUCCCGCUGGAGAUCUCCGGCAUGGAAUGCAUGGAAAUGGAAUGCACCCUGGUUGGCUGAUUGAAAAAAAAAGUAGGGUUCAUCAAGGUGCAACCCUUUCAUAUUUACUGUACAUAUUAAAUUGCUCUCUUCCAUGACAUUUUUUAAUAAAAUAAUGACUUUCAUUGAUAAAUAAUUAAUUUGAACUACAUGUAUAAAUGAAUGUAGAUGAUUUCAAACCAGCAUCAGUUGAUACGUCACAAGCAGGAAGUCUUGAUGUUGGCAAAGGAGGUGAAGUAAACGUCUCACUCCCUAAUACACAGGUACUAUGUUUUCACUCUUUCAAUUUACUCUUAUUCCACCCUGUUUGUGGUAACUCUGUACUAGGGAAUUACUUGGACAAGAAAAAACCCCAGUAAACUUGGGUAUACACUAGCAAUUAAUGCACCAAAAACACUUUGAUGUUUCGAGCAUGGCCAGUUUUUGAAGGGAGAUUGGUUGCACCUACCCUAACAAUUUUGUCACUUUUCACUUCUAUUAAUUUUGUAACCAUCAUCAUACAAUCAAAAUUCAUAAAAUAUUAGGACACUUAUAUACAUUAUUAUCUACAGUACAUUACAUGCUCCUCAAAUUUUUAGUAAUACGGUUGUGGCACAUACCGGUACAGUAUUUGAGGGCACCGGUACUUUUUAUGUCAUAACAAGAAAUAUUAGCAACAAAAUAUACUAUAGACUGAAACACUGAAAUGCAGGAGAAAAAGUACCCUGAGCUUGUUAAAAAUUGCAUCUUCGUACACUGUUUGCCUUCUGCAGUUGGGCGUCGCCAAGAAUUUUUCAGACAGUGCUUCAAUUAAAUGUGUUAUGUUUGACUUAUGAAUAGUUACAGCGUUUAUGGCUCUGGCACACAACAUGCAUAAUUUUGCCCUCAGAUGCAGUGCUCAAUCAGGGACAGCGCUUGAAAAUGUCAAAGUGUUUUUAAUAUAUAAAGUUUCAUUUUCCACCUGAUACUGGAACCCCAAGGGUUUCAAUAUAUUUGAAUGAAUUCUGAUCAAUUGCCAUGAAUCUGGAAAAAUUCUUAAAAAUACCUUUCUACCUAGUUUCCUGUUCUGGUUAAUUACCUGGGCUGUGUUACUAUAUAAAACUUCCCAAUCAUAUGAUUGUGUUUGAUAGGACUCAGGCACGACUGUGUACAGAGGAUCUAAGAAACCUUGUCCAAAAGAAUGUGUUCUGGUUGUUGACAGAGGGAAGAGAGUAAGGAGAGACUUGUGUAUUGUUGAAAGUGAAUUGUUCAUUUUUUAACUAAUAUAUAAUUAUACUGUAUAAUUAUACACGUUUUGGUAAAUCAUGAAUCUUACUUUUUAGACUAUAACAUUAGAACGGCUGGCUAGCACGGUCCAGCUAAAGAAAAUAAGGUAUAUAUUUGGUUAA